Stylonychia lemnae is the source of this 1107-nucleotide messenger RNA. The record is from the annotation of a GenBank genome assembly. Lineage: Eukaryota; Ciliophora; Spirotrichea; Sporadotrichida; Oxytrichidae.
AUGGAAACUAAUCACUUAAACCAAGCUUUACUGCAAUUCGCUUUGGGCAAUCAUCACUCUGCACUGUUUCAUCUUUCACAAGAGUCUCCUUCCUUUGUUGCUAAGAUAACUUAGGCUUCUAUAAAUCUAACUCUAGGAAAGUAUCAAGUUGCCAUUGAUGUACUCAAUGAAGCUCAUUCAGCUGCUACUGGUUCUGAAGUCCCACAAUUACUUUAUCUUAGAGCCAAAGCUCAUUUCCUCUAAGGAAACCUAAACGAUUCUGUCACAGAUAUCUAAGCUGCUAAAAAUUCCUUGAGCAAUGUUCAAGAUGAGCUUGAAAAUAAAGAUCUCGAGAGAUAGAUUAAUGUCCUAGAGAGAAAAGCACAAAUGGAACUACUCAGAUAGAGUGAAAUCGGAACAAUUAAUGAUGCCGCAUAUCUCAAAUCUACUUAGGAAGAGUAAAAGAAGUCUGAACCUGCUCCAACUCAGCAGACCCCUGUAGUCAAAUAGGUACCAUUGAUUGAUCCUAAAUAUGACUGGUAUCAAAACGCAACUCACGUAUUUAUUUCUUACAAAGUCUCCAAUCCUACAGUGUCAGAAAAGGCUCAAAUUAAUUUUGAUGAGACUAAUGUUCAAAUCUCCUAUGAAGAUCUUUCGCUCUCACUUGAGCUUUCCAACAGCAUCAUUCCAGCUGAGAGUUCAACAACCACCACUGCUAAGAAGAUUGAAUUAAAGCUUAGAAAAUCAAUUGACAACACCUCAUGGAUGAAAGUAGAGAAAGCUGGAGAGGCUAAGUUAAUGGCUACUACUUAAGUUAUUCAAUCAUCUUAGAACCCACCUUCUUACCCCACAAGCUCAAAGAAGAAGCAAGAUUGGGGGUAAAUCGAUAAAUAAAUAGAGAAGGACUUUGCCAAAGAGAAGCCUGAGGGUGAUGCAGCAUUGAAUACCCUCUUUAAGUAGAUUUAUGAGAGAUCUGAUGAAAAUACAAGAAGAGCUAUGAUAAAGAGUUACCAAACAAGUGGCGGCACAGUCCUAAGUACCAACUGGGAUGAAGUUGCAAAGAAAGAUUAUGAGGGCAAAGAUAGACCUGAUGCACCUGAAGGACAAGAAUGGGGAAAGGACAACUGA